Plenodomus lingam JN3 is the source of this 1818-nucleotide messenger RNA. The record is from RefSeq and is a predicted model, not a curated record. Lineage: Eukaryota; Fungi; Ascomycota; Dothideomycetes; Pleosporales; Leptosphaeriaceae.
AUGGUUGGCGCUGGCGGCAUCGGCUGCGAACUGCUCAAGAACCUGGUCCUCACUGGCUUCGGCGAGAUCCAUAUUGUCGACUUGGAUACGAUUGACCUGAGCAAUCUGAAUCGCCAAUUCCUGUUUCGCAACGAGCACAUCAAAAAGUCAAAGGCUCUCGUUGCAAAAGAGUCGGCUGGGCGCUUCAACCCCAACGUCAAGAUCGAAGCUUACCACCAGAAUAUCAAGGACUCCCAAUUCAACGUCGCAUGGUUCAGAAAGUUCCAAAUCGUCUUCAAUGCGCUGGACAAUUUGGAUGCGCGGCGCCAUGUUAACAAGAUGUGCCUUGCUGCCAAUGUUCCGUUGAUCGAGAGCGGCACCACGGGCUUCAAUGGGCAGGUUCAGGUCAUCAAGAAGGGCGAGACCGAAUGCUACGACUGUACCCCUAAGGAGCAACCCAAGUCCUUUCCCGUCUGCACUAUCCGGAGCACACCCUCACAACCCAUCCACUGCAUAGUCUGGGGCAAAUCAUACCUUUUCGCCGAGAUAUUCGGUACUUCGGAAGACGAAGCGCCCGAGCUUGAUCACAGCGAAGACGCCGACAAUGCAAACGAAGUCGCAAACCUACAGAAGGAAGCGCAUGCCCUGAAACACAUACGCGAGUCUAUGGGCUCAGAUGAAUUCCCACGCAAGGUGUUUAACAAAGUCUUCAAAGAAGAUAUCGAGCGCUUACGAAGCAUGGAGGACAUGUGGCAGACGAAGCGGCCACCGGAGGCGCUAGACUACGAUGCACUCGAAAAGCAAGCGUUGGGCUUAGACAAGGCGGUUUCAAGAAAAGAUCAAAUUACCUGGAGUGUUGCCGAAAACUUCAUCGUAUUCGUAGACAGCCUUUGCCGACUAAGCAGCCGCCUCGAAGAACAACGCUCAAGACCUGAUAGCAGCAACGCCGCGCCCAUACUCAGCUUCGACAAAGAUGACGAAGACACACUCGACUUUGUCGUCGCAAGUGCAAACCUACGCUCCCACAUCUUCGGCAUCGAAAUGCGGUCAAAAUUUGACAUCAAGCGUAAUAUCAUCCCCGCUAUUGCAACCACAAACGCAAUGACUGCCUCCCUCUGCGUCCUCCAAGCCUUCAAAGUCCUACGCUCCCAACUCGCCGCCGCGAAAAUGGUCUUCCUCACCCGCGGCACCGAACGCGUCCUCUCGAGCGAAUCUCUGCGGCCUCCAAACCCCUACUGCGCAACCUGCAGCGUGACGUAUGCAACCCUCCUCGUCGACCCCAAAAAGGCCACACUGCGCAACCUCGUCGACAUGUUGCAGCAGCAACUCCAUUACGGGGCCGAGAUUAGCAUAAAGCGGGAUAACGAUCUACUCUACGAUAUAGACGAAGAUGUGCAUCUUGAAGAGACGUUUGAGUCGCUGGGCGUGAAGGGCGACAGCUUUGUUACCGUGUGCGAUGAGGCGGAGGAGCAUGCCAAGGUCGAUGUGACAUUUUGCAUUGUGGAAGAGGAGGUUGGCGAGGGGCAAGCACGCGUUCGUUUGGAAGCCGAGUUGAGUGUGCCAGAGAAGCGGAUACAGGUAUCAGUACUGGGCACGAAUGGGAAUGCGAACCAUGCAGAUACGAAUGGCAACGGCAAUGGCGGGCUAAACGGUGACCAGACCCUCAACGCAGCGAGCAAGCGAACGGCAAGUGCGGCCGGUCUUCAGGAUGGCGAUCUCGUACGGAAAAAGGGCAAGGUAUUACUGGGAGGUAAGACCGGGGAUGCGGACGGAGAAGAAGACGAUGCAGUGGUGCUGGUUGAUGAUGUAGAUGAUGGGGUCAUUGUUUUUGAUGAUUGA